UAUAACAGAACAGAGUUCCAAUACUCAUUGUGUGCUGUAUUAGGAAACUGAUUUAGUGGUGUCAGAACAGGAACAUGUCUGAUGUGUUUAAAAGUAAUCAUAUCACACUGGGAGGAAUAGAUUGUGUAUUUGAGGUGCAAUAAGGCUUACCAACAUCUUUCUGGUAUUUCAUGUGUUAUUAGUGACUGCACUUAAAUAUGUUCAUAGUUAGCAGAAGAUAUGGGAAUUGAAUCUCAAGAGUGUAACAAGUAACAAAGUGCGGCCAUGUUUGAGGUGCAGAAUAUUUACCGCAGCCCUCAGAUAAAGAGGAGGAACCAGAAAUUCCGAGACCUCUUCCGGCGUAUGACCUUGGUUGACCUUAGGACCGUGCAACUAGAUGAGGAUGACCUGCCAUACAGAAAGGGCAGCAACGCUACCAUACGGUCUGAGGGUACAGGCACAGAGUACUAUACAAAGCAUGGUCUGCUAUCCUCGUAUGACAGUCAGGAGACGAUCAAGCCAUCCUCACGUCCCGUCAGCACGGCCAGCAACAGUAGCAUGAGAGUGAGACGCCUCUCCAGUUUGACAGAUGAUAAUACGAGGUUUCCAAAGCUACAAGACUGUGCACACUUCCAUUAUGAUCUUGUUGACAUUAAUUCAUUGAAGGUGAGCCUUUGUGAGGAGGAUAAGGAGCACUACCAUCACAGCUCAGAGCCAACAAAGUACUUCUACAUAAAAAUAUCCUCCAAUAACAAGACGUGGCUGGCCAGACGAACUCUCCGCAACUUUCGCAUGCUCGAUCAGAAACUGCACAGAUGUAUAUUCGACAGAAAGUUCAGCCACUUGCCUGAGGUGUCCCUUAUUGAGAAGGAAAAUAUUUCUGAAGAGGAGCUGUACUUAGUGCUACAAGAGUAUCUGUCAAGGUUCACGAAUCUGGCAGGGAGCAUGCUCAACUGUGGAUCAGUUCUCAACUGGCUCGAGAUUGACAAUCGAGGCAACCGGCUGCUGGCGGUGGAUGACAGUGGUAUCAACACACCGGCCAUUGCAGCUGCCCAUGCCAUCAAACGCUACACGGCCCAGGCCGCUGACGAGAUCUCUCUAGAGGUGGGGGAUAUAAUAUCUGUGAUAGACAUGCCACCGACAGAUGACACCAUCUGGUGGAGGGGCAAGAGGGGAUUUGAGGUUGGGUUCUUCCCCUAUGAGUGUGUGGAGCUGAUAGGGGACAAGGUGCCUCAGGCAGUGGUGAGCAGCAUUCCAGAGACACCACAUAACAGGGCCUUGUUGAAGAAGCAUGGCAAGUUCAUCUCUUUUUUGCGCCUGUUCUUCAAUACACGUCCCGAGCGUAUUCAACUGAAGCAGUCUGGGAUAGUGAAGGAGCGAGUGUUUGGCUGUGAUCUGGGAGAGCACCUGCUCAACUCAGGACAUGAUGUGCCCCUAGUAUUGAAGAGCUGCACUGAUGUGAUAGAGACCCAUGGGCUGGUGGAUGGUAUAUACAGGCUUUCUGGCAUCACAUCGAACAUACAGAAACUCAGGUUGGCGUUUGAUGAGGAUCGGGUGCCGGACCUGACGUCAGAGGAAUACCUGCAGGAUGUACACAGCAUCUCCUCCCUGCUCAAGAUGUACUUCCGGGAGCUUCCUAACCCACUGCUCACCUACCAGCUCUAUGACAAGUUUGCUAAUGCAGUGAAGGAUGAUGACAACAAGCUGCUGCGUAUCCAUGACGUCGUGCAGCAGUUGCCUCCCCCUCACUACCGCACCACAGAGUACCUCAUGAGACACCUGGCACGGGUCGCUGCACAUGGCCACGAGACCGGCAUGCAUUCCAAGAACCUCGCCAUUGUGUGGGCCCCCAAUCUCCUCAGGUCCAAGGAGCUGGAGAGUGGGGGAGGGGCGGCGGCCCUGCAGGGGGUGGGCAUACAGGCCGUGGUCACGGAGUUCCUCAUACUGUAUGCUGACCUCAUCUUCAGUGAUAAGAUGCCUUCCUACUCCACUCCUCAACUGAAAAAGACCCAGAAGAAACCACGCCCUAAGUCUCUGGCAAUCUCCACGCCCACCCGUCUCCUCUCUCUUGAGGAGGCGAGAGAAAGGGCCUUGAUGGGCGGGUUUGUGAAGCCUGACCAGAGGUACAUUGACGUAGGGGGCGGGCCAGAGAAUCUACCAGCCAAGUACCACACUGUGAUAGAUCUGCCUGGAUACAAGAAGAAAGGCAGUAGUAAAGAUAAAGGCAAGAAAUCUCCCGGAGGCUUGAAAUCUCUCUUUACUAAAUCUCGCUCAGGCAGUGUGCGGCAGAAAGGUCGCAAGGCCCAGAGUAUACAUGAAUCUCUAAACUUUGAUAUUGGCGACCGCAAGGCUAUCACAGAGGAGGACGUGCAGCACUGGAAGCGUCGCCGUAUACGCAGCGCUAAAAGUGCUGAGUCACUGCUGUCACUACCGGUAACCAGUCGGCUCGGAAGCCCCCUCAGUGAGAGUCUGGACCCAAACAGGCUCAUGAACAUUCUGGCCGGCAAAGAACAUGACAGCCCUACCAAGAAAUACUCGAGGUCGGCCUCCACAGAGUCCCCUCAUACUCUCACCUCCCCACGGCCUCUCACCAUGGAGUUUUCAAUCUCGUUUCCAAGCUUCGUUCUGGAAGACGAUAACUGCCGUGAAAUGGCGAUUGAUGUCAAUCCUAAAGAUAUUGAACUAGACUUCAGCAGUGAGUUAGAGCGUGCCAGUGAACGGGAAUCCUCUGAGAGUCCAGAAGGAGGUGUCCAUCGCAAACAGUCCUUUGUUCGUAACGAUCAGAAACGGCGCGUGAUCUGUCAUCGACGCAUUCCCUCGGCUCCAACCACCCCAAAACAAGAUAAUACUCCCACUGAGGAGUCGUCGAGAGAUUAUGAAGUUUCAGACAAGGACAAGAGCUUGUCACUUCAGGCAUUAGACGUGAGGCCAAAAAUUGCAAGUCGAAGUAAUAGCACGGCGGGCCGGAUUGGUGGGGAGGCCGAGAGGUUUUUUGUUCACAGUAUAACACCUGCGGGUGUGGGUGGUGUAGGGCAGAGCAGUUUCGUGAGAUCGGGUGAGGAGAAUGGGUCUGAGAAACGUAAAGGAUCCAAAACACCGCCCAAAGACAGAAAAAAGUUGAAAGAAGAGAAACAUAAUAGUCCUUCUAUGGAAAGGGCUAGGGCAUUGUCCAUUGAGGAAUGUGUGGAAAGAAGUGAAAGUGAUACUGUCUCGUCGUAUAAAAGUAAUGAGAUUAUUUCUGAGUUACCAGAGAGUCCUGGGUGUAAAAGAAAGCUGUGGAGUGGGAGUACUGCCAGUGUAGAAGAGCCAAAUAAAUCAAGUGUUACUGACGUCAAGUAUAAAGUUGUGAGACGAAAUCAUGACUAUGCAGAAAUUGAUGAAAGCAAAAUGAUUGAUAUACUGACUGAUAAACACUCAAGCAGUGAACAGCUUAGUGAGGAUACGAACAGAGAUUCAAAAUCAAACAGUGCAAUAAGUUUAAGUACAGAUAGGGCACGUCACUAUCGUGUGGAAAGCAUUGAUAAUGUUGUGGCCAGUAGCAGUUCAGUGGGGACCUUAAAUUCAGUGCUUGAAACAGACUUUCCUGCAAGAGCAAAGGUUUUGCAGCGUGCAAAGACGUUUGAAAGUGAAGAAAGCAUGCGAAGAAACGAGGACUUAUUACUGCAGAUAUCAGAACUUGAGCAAGGAUUAAAAAAUAUUAAAAAACGAGAGCCUGGGAAAUCAAUUACAAAGUGUGUAAGCAUUCCUUUGGAUAUUCAGAAAUCCUUGGAGAACAUUCGCAGUCAUAGUGGCAGCCAUUCAGAUAUAACGUCUUCUCUGACAAUAAGUGAGCUCUCGGUGUCACAGGAUAAUGUUUUCAGUGUUGGCGAUGCCAAUGGUGUGAACACGGAGAGACGUAGGAGAAGCACGUCACUUGAUGGCCUACAUGAUGAGUCCCCGCUUUGUAGGACACUGAAGGAGAUCAACGCACAGAUUGACAUGGCAUUCAAGAGUGAGAAACACAAGGCUCAGACUCUGAGAGAAAUGCAGGCAGCACAUAAGGCCUGUCUCACCAAGCAGUCUAGUUAUGAGUCUUAUGAUUCCCAUCAUGAUGAGUUGAAUGUGACGCCCACUGGUCAUCGAUCCUUUGGUAGCAUGAGGGACAGUGAUGUUUCGCCUUCAGACUACGAGAAUCCUGUUUGUAAUGUAAGAAAAUCGGAGAGUGAGAAUUUGAGAAACAUUGAUCAAAACAUUUUUGUUGAGAGGCCUAAGAGUGAAAUCCACAUAGCUGAUGCCCCCAAGGUGAUUAAAGCUCCAACUAAGCUGGAGACAGCCACACCUGUUACUAUGACAACACCUACUCGCCCCUCUCCCCCAGCCUCCCUGGAUAUAGUGUCCACAAUGUCAUCCAAUAAUCAGCCAGGAAACAUGCUAACAAAAUCAAACUCAAUUUCAGCAAUAGAAAGUGAAAUGGUUGCGUCACUAAAACAAACGUCGAACCUCCCACCGUCAAAAACUGGCUUUAGAAUGAGUGAAGAGGAUUUCCAAAAGAUUCUCAUGGCUGAUCCAGAUUCACUAAAACAGUUUGAACAAAGCAUGAUGUACAGUCCAGUGAGAGCACGAGUAAGUAAGGCCUUCCCUGACGACAGGUCAGCUAGAAGCAGUAUUGCCAGCCCUUUGGAAGGGGUCAUUCCCAGGUCACGAUCCAAUAGAUCCAGCCUGGCCAGUCCAGAAGGCAGCCCAGGUAUGUACAGACAGAUGGCCACUGGUAGAGGCAUGAUAAGCCCUGAGACCAGUCCACUGGCCUCUAGACCGCCACGAAGCCAUGGAGGGUCCAGUAUUGAGUCCAGCCCGCAGCAACGGCAGAAACAGACAUCACACCAGCUGACUGCCCUGGAAAUCAGUCCGAAAUCACGACAGAAAAGUAAGUUGCCAGUUCCCAGCAGCAUGGACACCAGCCCAACAUCCAAGCAGAAGCUGAACACAUCGUUCAGUAGCUCAGAAGGCAGUCCCCAGCCACGUCAGAAACAAAACACGUCCUUCAGUUGUGUGGAAGGCAGCCCACAGUCCUGUAGGCAGAAAUUGAACCAGUCAUUUUCGUGUCUGGAAGUCAGUCCUCCAAUGAGACAGAAACAGAACAACCAGUCUAUCAGCAGCUCUGAUAGUAGUCCCCAAGUGAAACAGAGAUUGAACCAGUCCACUAGUAGUUCUGAGCCCAGCCCUCAGACUUCCAGGAGUCGGCUGAACCAGUCCUAUAGCAGUGCUGAAGAAAGUCCUGUGAGCUCUGCAAGGCAAAGUCACAACCAGUCUGAGGUUAGCUGCCAGCUAGGUUCUAGACAGCCGUUUGGAGUUAUGAGUCCACAGUCAGAGGUUAAACGGUUUGAUCCAAAAUCACCACUGGGGUAUAUGUCUGAUGAGAGCCCCAGCUACCAACGGAGGUCUGCUAUCGGAAGGGCAGAACAGCACAGUGGCAUGGUGUCUAGUCCUUUGUCACCAGAACACAAGCAGCCCAGAUGGGAAGACCUAGCUGGUCUGAAUGAGAGUUUCAAAGAGAUUGACAUGUCUGUGUUUAAUGACAACUGGAAAAGAUGCCUGGCUCCAACAGGUGAUUCUAUUAGACAGUCAAACAAGAAUUCUGCUGAUUCCAGUGUCUGUGAGAAUGACUCGACCAGAAACGAAUUCCCAGAAGUGAGCACCGGCACAGAUACAUUAGUACUAGAAAGACCAUCUAUUACACGAAAAGUCACCGCCCAAGUGAAAACUGACCAGCCACUCGAGAACACUACAGCAGCAUUCAAGGCUCGGGAACUUGAGACCUAUGAUAAUGUUUCAGAACAAGAAGUUCUUCUGAUCCAGACAAGAACACCUGCUAACAGACCUGUUGCCAUUGCAAUCAGCCCUAAGAGAACGGUGGUAAGAAGAAGUCAGACCCUGCCAGAGUCAUCUUCCCAGCCUCAGUCCCCAAUGUCAGCACGAUCUGGGAUCACCUCUCCUGUGUGUCUGCUGGAGCAUUCAAACAGUUUUGAGUCGAGUGCUACAGUUUUUGGGCCUUAUCGUGGUCUACCAGUGGAAGCGUUGGAAGUAGAACAUCCAGCUAUUACGAAAUCUAGUACCUCACCGGCCUUAGCUAGACAAACUUCAUUUGAUUCAUCAGUCAAACAAUCUGUAAGAGUUACCAGCCUUGGCUCAUUUGAAGAGUUAAACAGGGAGCAUGCUGCUACUGUAGCAACUUCAAAUGUUCCGAGCAAAGGUUUCACUGUAACCAUUUCAUCAAAUGAAAGCAACCAAUCAGAAGUUACCACUGGUUCAGGGUUCAAAAGAACAGCAGCCAACCAAAGUUCAGUUAACAUCUCAACUCGACAGUCUAACCAAGCAUCAGUAUUGAUAAGGUCAGAAAAAAGUCAAUCAGCAGACUAUUGCUAUUCAGAUUUGAACAAUUCAAGCGUGUCUGAUCAGGCCAAUACAAGUCACCAGACCAGUAUUGGUACCCUGUUGCCACAAAUGUUGGAAGAAAUGGAUGUAAACGAAAGUUGCUUGGGGAUUGCUUCACAUCAGAACAUGUCCAAUGAAAUGAAGGAAAUGAUGCAAGAGCAAAUAAGGGGGCGUGUGGGAAGCAUUCUUUCUCCCCUUGACGAAGUCAUGGCCCCUUUUUCCAAUAUUGGCUCACCAAGAUUGAAUCAGAGAUCUUUCUUUGAUGCCAGCCACCCUCUUGCUGGCUUUGACAUGGAAUCCUCCAUUGAAAUCCCAGCAGACAUUGGUCUGGUCAGCCUGCCUGAGGUGCACAUCCAGUACCUGUCAGAUGGCCCCACUCUCAUUGCCACGCCCAUGGUUCUCAACCGGCUGCAUUUCUCCCCCAGCUGUAGCCAGCCCCACCAGCCUGUGGACAACACUGAGGAGGAGUUUCAAAAUGCCAUCAAUGAUGAUCUUGAGCGUAACCUCGCAAGUCUCCGCAACUACCUUCCCCAGCAUGCCAAUGUCUGUGAACCCGGUAAGCUUCACACCGCAAAUUGUGGCGACCCCUUCAACCUCAACCCUCUACAGAAUCUCGGAGACUCCUUUGUAUGCGGUGGUGACAGUGGAGACCUUCAAAGAAGUAUCUAUGACAACAAUGACUGCCACGCUCCCCUUGUAGAGCACCUGGUUUUGAUCCCACCUGUGACUGUGAUGGACACGCCUCCCCCUGUCAUGCAGGACUCAAUGUCCUCCUCUUCCUCCUCCCAGGUUGACCUCAUGAGCACCAGCUUCACCUACCCCCAGAACUUUGACUCCUGGCAUUACUACAGCCCUGUCGUGAACAGUCUCAGUAUACAGGGAGACAUUGCCCCUCCACCGCUAGAGAUGAUCGAAAUCUGCAAGUCAGUUGUCGUACGUUCUAAACCUCCGACUGGAAAGGACAAGCCUAUUGGGAAACAUUUACAGUGGGAAUACCCGAAAAUAUUGGACAAAGAUGUAAGAGAAGUUGUGAAGAAGAAGACAGAAAAAUUGAAGUCUGAAUCAUCACAUGAGAAUGUCAGUUCAGAAAGAGGGGAAGAGAUAUUAAUCAUGGAUAACCGACCAAGACUGCGAAGGACUCCAGAGGGUCAGAGAAAGGCCAUGCCUGGAAAUGUUUGUGUAACUGAUCUUGUGGACUCAGAUCAAGGUGAGAAUUCUGCUGCUGAAGAUGAUGUAUUUGUAGACCCUAGUGAGGUAACACCACAGACUAACUUUUUCGCUGCAGGUUCAAAGUAUUUUAAACGGAGAGACUUUCUCAGUUAUGGUCACUACCCAGGUUUAGAGGACAAAGGUAGAGAUACGGAGACCGGAGGUCGUGUGAACAGGGUGUUCAGUUUUGAGAUGCCCCCAAGAGUGUCGCCUGAUGAGGAUAUGUUACAAAGGAACCAUGCCAGUGAUAGAUUGAAAACUGAAGUUAGGAAUGACCUCAUGGAUAUUGGGCAUGAGGGUGCUGAGGAUAUCAGGUUCAGUAAAGCCCACAAGUCCAGCAAGCUGCUGACACUUUGUGGGAAAUUUGAGACUGCCUUAGCUGAAGGGGAUGCGUCUAUUGCUGUUGAAUCAGAAUCCAAGAAGACAAUUACGCCUCCAGAGAAAAAUCUGGUCUCGUCAAUCAGACAGAUGCAUGAAUCUUUAGAACUUGAGAAGAAAGAUGGAGAUAGUGCCAGUAAACACAGAGGCAGUAGAAUAUCCCUGGGCAAUGAGAAAGUUGAUGAUUUAUCUGUGAAUACAUCUAGUCCUUUAGGAGAGAGAGCAAUUGUUGCUCAAUUCAAUGACCCCUCCCAGAAAAGUCCUGAACUGCCCGGAGGAGCAAAGAAUAAAGAAGUUCAAUCACCUCAGGGUCGCCCACCCAGGUACAAGGGGAAAACAAGAACCCCGAGCGAAUCUUCACUGAGCGAGAAUGAAUCUACAAGAAGUUCUGGCUUCAAAGCAAAGACUGAAGGUUCUCCUAAACUACGCUAUGAUGGCUCCCCAAAAGGUCAGAGACAGGGGCCAUCAAACCAAGAAGGUUCACCAAAGGUCACUCCUCACAAUAACUCGCCUAAAGGGCAAAGGUUGUCCACACAAACUUCACCAAAGUUAGGCACACAUGCAAAAGAAUGUGCUCCUGCUUUAACAAAGCAGAAAGGGUCUCCAACUCAUUCAAAAGCUGAGACAUCAGGAUCCAGAAUUCCAGUGCUUAGACAGACCAGUUCAAAGGACGAGGCAAGACAAGAACUUAGUCCGCGACUGUCUGGUGCUUCACAAGGAAUACGUCUCAGCUGGGGUUCUGUUGAAAGUGACUCUUCUAAAACAAGAACAAGUGAAGCUAAACAGAGAAUCAGUGAUUCAUUGACUAGACAUGCACAGCUUGGUGAUGCUGUGUCGGGUAGUGACAAAAACACUUGGGAUGAAAAGGGGGGUGACACUGUGUCAAGACUACCUACUGCAGGUGGUCAAAAACUGAGGGAUAAAAGUGACAAAGAUAAGGAGGAAAAGAAGAAAAGGAGAGGAAGUAUAAAAGAAUUGACAAAUAUAUUUGAAGAGAAAAUUGAAAGUUUAGGUAAAAAUGCUAGUAGUCCAUCUCCCACACAGGUUAAACUGCGCAAUCGUGUGCGGAGUGCAUCGCCAAACAGUGCUACAACAAAUUCUCCCGUUCUAGCAGUGAAUGUUCGUCACAGUAUGGAAGUUUUGUCUACAGUACCUACAGAUGUUCCUCUGAUAGGGAGACACUCAGACGGAAACAUCAAACACGGAUCAUUACGUAUGGGCCCUAAACCAUUUUAUGGUGCUAAAUAGCGUGAUAGACAUUUGUAUUGUUGUUUGCUUUGUGUUGUAAUUGGUGUGUCAACAUUUAGGAUAUUUUUAGGAACACUUUGUUGAGGACACCUAUUGUUGUUGUUUUUUGUACGAAUAAAAGUGUACACAUCAGUGUUGUUAAUGUAUUGUUUUUUUAAUUAGUUGUCAAGCAACGUUUCCUUUUAUAACAUUGAUUUUCAUAUUUACCUGCUUGCCAUGGGUACAAGAAUGGAAAGAGUAAACAAUGGCAAAAGGGUUUGCUAAUAUAAUAUGCAGUGUAAAAGCAAGUGAAUCCAAGUAUUUGUGUUGAUAAUUAUUUACUAGUAUUUGAUUUUCAAAAUGUUUAAUUGUUGUGAACAAUUGACCCUGUUGGUAAUCCUAACCUUAUUUUGAAUAAUGACAAUAUAAAUAUACGUUUUGAUAGUUUCAAGAUGCCUAAAAUCUUAACAUUUAAUUUGUAGGUUGGUGCUCAUUUAUGAACAGGGCUAAGUUCAAGUGUUAGUAUUGUUUACACUUUUUGGUUUUCAUCAAAAUACCCAGUUGGUGUUCACUGCAGUAAUUCUAUGUUUUAAUACAUGUAUAUAUUUUGAAUGUGUAAGUGACUGAUUAUUGACAACAGUCAAAAAUGAUUUAUUGGAGUCACAGAGUGAAAAAAAAUGUGUGAAACUUAAUUUAUAGUAGGGCAUUUUCAGUAUUUGAAAGUUUAUUGAAUAGUUGAGUUCAGGGUAAUUUUAUUAGAACAUUUUUAACGGUAACAAAAAACAACAACUGUGUAAUCAUUGUUUGUUUGUCUAAUUUUAAACUUGAUAUGUUAUACUGUAAGGAUUGUACACAUUUUCUGUAUACUUUGCUUCUCCUAUGAAAUACAAUGUUGCGCUAUGUAUAGAUUGCGUUAAAAAAUGUAGACGUAUGGCCUAAAUAAUAAGGUAUAAUAAUACAAAUUUAUUUAGUAACUAAUUAUAUAUUGCUUCUAGUCAUAAGGAUGAAAAUGUUUGAUAAUCAAGACCGUUUAAAUGUAAGACAGACAUUUAUUGACAUGCCUGUAAAUGUCAACAAAACAUUCAGACACGCAGUGUACUGUACAGUUGAUUAUGUAUACCAACCCAUGUGCUAAUUUCAUCGUUGAUCGGUAUACAAUACCCUUUAAAUGAUUUCUCAAAUGUUCUCAACAUUUUCAUUUAUGUUUUCAUUGCAUAACAUUAAGAAAAUAUACACAAAAAUUGAAAAUGUACAAACUAAAGUUGGCUUGACUGGACUGGUUGUAUUAGUGGAGGUAUACUGGUUGUUGUACAUAAACAAUUUAAUGUAGGUAAAUUUUUAAUUAAUUUCACUUUUUUAUCACAAAUUUAAGGUAUUAUCAUCCUUGAUGGGAUAAAGGCACAUACUAUUUUAUUCAGUUUAUUAUGCUCCCCCAAAAUUAAAUAUGCUCACCCAAAUUUUUUUGGGAGGGAGCAUAUAGUCGCCGCUUCAUCCGUCCUUGCGUGUGUCGGUCCGUCCGCGCACAAUUUUUUGUCCGGGCUAUUUCUCAGCAAUUAAUGACCGAAUUCAAUUAAACUUUUAUGGGAAGCUUCACUACCAAGAGGAGAUGUGCAUAUUAUCAGCCGGUUCUGGUCGGAUGAUUUUUUACAGAGUUAUGGCCCUUUGAAAUUUUCCAUUAACUGUACAUAUAGUACCCCCCAACUACUAGACGUUUCCUUUUAACUGAAUAUAUAGUGCAAUCUUGUGGAAAAAAACACCUUUGGGGAGCAUCACCAGUCUCCGUCGGUUUCUUGCUGUAUUUUACAAGGAUCAUGCGUUUUUAUGAAAACAGUUUUAAGUUUAUAACAGAUUAAAAAUGACUUGCUAAAUAAUUUGCAACCAUUUAAAUAAAACAAUAUAUGGGAAACUGUUCAUGCGAGUCUUAUACAGAAAACAAAUACUUUAACAAAUAUUAAAUAGAAAUAGUAUGUCUGACAUUAGCAUGCUUACAUUUAUGUUAAAUUUGUAAAUACAUAAUAUAGAGAAUUCAUGUUAGAAAACAUUGACAUAAACCCAUUCAUGUUUAGUUUUAUCAUAAAUUCCACAAUUUUCUACACACUUCUUCCAAUUUUGAAUGUUUUGGACCACUUAUUAUUUACUUUUUGUUAUGUUUUUCCCUGUAUUAUUUCUUUAGCUUACCUUUUCCCUUUUUACAAUGAAAUUGAGCAUCAUUUUAAUCUUAUUUUUUACUGCAAGUAUCCCAUUUGUUUCGUUGUUUUAAUCAAUUUUAAUGAGCUUGUACUUUAAUAUAUAUUAAUAUACAUAUUAUUAAUUUAUUUUAAUAGUGCAAAUGUUCUCAUGUUCAUGCUAAUUGUUAUUUGUUUCUUAUUUUUUAAUAAAUAUCUAGUCACUAUGAUUUGAAAAAUGCAGUAAAAUAAUAAUUUAACAUUUUAGAAGUCUACAUUAAGAAAAUUGUUGGAUAAUUUAGAAACAUGUUUAAUCUGCAAAUUAGUCUCAAAUUGCAUUAUUUUUUAACCAUACUAAACUUGUCUCUCAAUAAGAAGUUUUGUUUGUGUUAAUGUUAAUCUAAGAUAAACUCAAUACCAUAUACAAUAGGAAUAUAAUGUAAAUAAAUUAUUAUUUCUUGAAGUAUUAAACCUUUUAUUUAAUUGCUUCUAUAUUGCCAUAAUUAUAUGAUUCAGGUGGUAGUUCACCCAUACCUUGUAGAUAUGACCCAGAUGUACAUACUGGUAGGCAAGAAUGUGUAUAAUAUGUAAAUUGCCAUUUUGUUUUACAUUGGGUUGUUUAAACAACUCAUUGACAACUUGAUUAUACUUAAUAUGACUAUUAUUAAAAUGUAUGUGCAAUAAAUAAUUUAAAAAGUGA
Messenger RNA from Dreissena polymorpha, 12069 nucleotides. RefSeq lists its product as uncharacterized. NCBI's taxonomy places the organism in Eukaryota, Metazoa, Mollusca, Bivalvia, Myida, Dreissenidae. Gene Ontology annotation, molecular function: protein binding; phosphatidylinositol binding; GTPase activator activity. The record is from RefSeq and is a predicted model, not a curated record. The transcript is spliced from 20 exons. The coding region runs from base 265 to 9225 and encodes 2986 amino acids. Gene Ontology annotation, biological process: small GTPase-mediated signal transduction.